Messenger RNA from Pieris macdunnoughi, 585 nucleotides. Lineage: Eukaryota; Metazoa; Arthropoda; Insecta; Lepidoptera; Pieridae. The record is from the annotation of a GenBank genome assembly.
AUGAAUAAAACACCCACAAAACUCACUGAUAACUCUUAUGUUUUUACAGCAAAAGAAGUAACUACACCCAACAAAGACAGUCCUGGCAUAUGUAGAACUGUAUAUACCCAUGUUGCCAAUUUACACAAUUUACUUAGCGAUUGGGAGAAAUUGAAGGAAAAAGGCACUAAAGUAACCAAGUCUGUGUCAGCUCUAAAGCUCCAUGAGUGUACUGAUGAUUAUUAUCCACAUCAGCUGCAUCCUCUUAUGGAGAUGCUUUUAGAAGCAUUAAAUGGACUCCGUAAUAUUGUUGAAGGUGUGAGAAUAAUUAACAAACAAUUAAAAGCACUUGCUGCACUUGACAAAUCAAAUGAUAGAGUAGUAUUUACAUGGACAAUUCAAAAGUUCUCAACAACUGUAGAUGAAAUAUGUACCUCUUUAUCCAAAGAAAUUCAUUUAAAGGAAACAGUGACAGAAAACCUUGCACACUGUAGAAAUGAAAGCCUUAUAGAAGUGUAUGUAUCUGCGUGGGAACUAGAAGCCUAUUAUAACAUUGAAAUGAGUGCUUACUUAUUUGCUGAUAUAGGAUUAUUGGGUAUUUCGUGA